This is a messenger RNA of Gambusia affinis (western mosquitofish), 2161 nucleotides long. Its product is annotated as OTU domain-containing protein 1. The record is from RefSeq and is a predicted model, not a curated record. NCBI's taxonomy places the organism in Eukaryota, Metazoa, Chordata, Actinopteri, Cyprinodontiformes, Poeciliidae. The coding region runs from base 261 to 1481 and encodes 406 amino acids. Gene Ontology annotation, molecular function: cysteine-type deubiquitinase activity. Gene Ontology annotation, biological process: protein deubiquitination. The transcript has a single exon.
UAACUAGCAGGGUCCAGUUGCAGUUUCAACUCUAAAAUUAGGGAGGCACCCUGUCUGCAAAUGACGCAAAGAGCCCGAACUGGAGCGUGUCGUCGUCUCUGCGUGUAACUGAUAAGGGGACUGGGGGCCAUGGAGACGUUCCCAACAGCUCCCCGCUGUUGUUACCGAUGACACGGGUCUUAAUAUAUUUUUAGCCGUUGUUGUCAUGUUUUCGUAACGGCACGGCCGCUUCGUCCGCUAUAAAGGACUGCGUUUCAAACAUGCAGCUGUACAACAGCGUUCUCACACACUACCCGAGGGCGUCCAGGUCCAGGAAAGUUACUGUCAAUCUAUCUCCGGCGUCCGAACACUCUAACGCGGCGACGCAAAGUUCCUCUGAGGUCGACGGACAACUUCGACUGCGCACAACUUCAGUGACUAACGGCGGUGAGACAAACAUGCCAGCCUUUUCCUGCUACGAAGCCUCACCGGUGAGGCCAGUUCACUUCACAUCGACGGCUGAGAUAAUAAUCCGGAGACCUGAUGGAGUGGAAAGGUCUGUACCGGUUCACAUCAUCAAGGAGCCCAAGAACAAGUCGCAAAGAGGUGAAAAUCAGCUCUGCAAUGACUGUGAUUCAGAUAUAAUGGCGGAGAUGAUUAAUCAUCUGGAGAACGGAACUGAUGAGAUGUUUCCUGGGAAUCAUGUUUUUAGGAGAAGCGGCAUCAAUGAGACAAUGAGGAAUUCAUACGAGGAUGAAACUUCUUCCCAAACAUCUUCUUCUAGAAGGAAUGGAUUUGCCUCAGUGGAUAUGGAAGAACUUUCUCCCAUGGGGUCAUCACGUAAAGAGAAGGCCUUUGAGCUCAGUGUCCUCCAGGAGUCUCCACCGCAGAGAUGCCAAAAAACAGGGGACAUCAACGAUAAGGUCACCAGGUAUCUGGUUGAGGUGGAGAGGCAGAACAAGUACCUCCAGGAGAGACACAAGUACAGGUACCACAUCAUUCCAGAUGGCAACUGCCUGUACAGAGCUGUGUGCAAGGCCACAUACGGAGACCAAGCAAGGCAUGGGGAGCUGCGGGAGCAAACCGUGCACCACAUCGCUGACCACCUGGACGAGUUCAUACCCAUCAUUGAGGGGGACGUUGGAGAGUUCUUGAUCAACGCGGCACAGGAUGGUGCCUGGGCUGGGUAUCCAGAGGUCCUAGCCAUGAGUCAAAUGCUAAAUGUCAACAUCCACCUUACGACUGGUGGCAGCCUGGAGAGUUCCACUGUUUCCACCAUGGUGCACUAUCUUGGGGAGGAGGACGCCUCCAAACCGGCAAUCUGGCUUAGCUGGCUCAGCAAUGGUCACUACGAUGUCGUAUUGGACAAGCGUCUCCCCAACCCAGAGUAUGAGGACUGGUGUCGACAAUCACAGAUGCAGAGGAAGCGGGACGAGGACCUGGCAAAAUCUAUGGCGGCCUCGCUGUCUAAGAUGUACCUAGAACAAAAUGGUUAUGUUUGAAAUAAAGUUUGUAUGACGGAGGACAUAUUUUCUUACAGAAUGACAGACAGAGACUCUUCUGAUGACUUUCUUCCUGCUUUAAAUUAUUUUUUAUAAGAUUUAUAUGUGUGAAACAAAGUGCAGUGCACAGACUUCAGUUCUUCUACAUACCAGAACUUCCAGAUUGGAGUUUGAAGGAUGUAUGCUUGUUCUUUGGAUGAUUUUAGUCAUGUUGACAUCAGUGAUGCUUUGAGUUUGAGUUUUUUUUUUGCAGUGUACAACAUUUAUUUGCCUUUUUCUUGGCUGACCAUUUAUACUUUUGACAUCAUUUGUGCAACAGUUGACACAUCUUAAACAAGGCUCCAAUGCAGUCUGGAAUUUGUACAAAAAGCACUUUUCCUUUUCUAUUUUCUUAGGAUAAAUAUCUAAAAAUGCCAAAAAAUUAUGUGUUUUUUUUAUGUCUAAAUGACAUGCUUUGUGUUUGAUUUGCUUCAUCGCAACUGCAUUUUAAUGUUACUCAUUAUUGUGUUUGGUUUUUGACUCACUGACUGAAUGUACCUCAAACCCCCACAAAGAACCAUUUCACUACUUUUUUAGGUUUCAGGCAACUGUAAAGUAAGGUUAAACCAGUGUUUCUCAAUUCCAGUCCUCAGGCCCCCCUGCCCUGCAUGUUUUGCGUGUUUCCCUUCUGCCACACACCU